Acaromyces ingoldii is the source of this 468-nucleotide messenger RNA. RefSeq lists its product as hypothetical. Gene Ontology annotation, molecular function: ribosome binding. The transcript has 2 exons. Gene Ontology annotation, biological process: mitochondrial respiratory chain complex III assembly. Bases 1 to 468 code for a protein of 155 amino acids. The record is from RefSeq and is a predicted model, not a curated record. NCBI's taxonomy places the organism in Eukaryota, Fungi, Basidiomycota, Exobasidiomycetes, Exobasidiales, Cryptobasidiaceae. Gene Ontology annotation, cellular component: Cbp3p-Cbp6 complex; mitochondrion.
AUGGCGAAACCGGGCACGGCGCGCGCCAUCUACGAGUCCCUCUCCCACAUUGGCUCGCUCUGGCCCAAGGACCCGCUGCGGCCCGAGGCCAACUUUGGCCAGUCGGUCAUCACCGCCGCCGAGCGUGCCUUGACGCAGCAGAACCAGGGGCAGCCGGGCGCCGCGCUCCCGCCGGGCGGCAUGAGCAGCCAGGGCGUCAAGACUCGCGUCGACCCCAAGCAGCUUCGGUACAGGGAGCUAGUCCAAGAGGAAGUGAGCGUGGCCACGGCAGCCCUGAGCGCUUUGCAGCAGAUCAGAGAAGGCACAGCCAGCCAACGGUACCCUGUUCCUGUUCCUGUCCUGAGGCCGGCCUCGAAUCCAGAGUACUACGUCCGGCUCGCAAGGAUGCUCGACCGCGCCAAGAAGGGCGAAAACGUCAGCCUGACGAUGCGGGAACGCCUGAGACUCUUUUUCACCGGCAAGCUGUGA